AGUGCGGCCCGAGCGUUUGUCGGGAGAGGUACUUUCGGCUGCUGUUACAACACCGCGAACACAUGACAGCCUGAAAAAAAAAAUUACGUAAAUAUUACAACGCUCACGCAUUGAUUAUGAAACGUCUGUAACUGUGUAGCAGCAGCACUGUUACCACUCAGGGUACUGUUAAAGCCAACAGUUUGUGUAAGUAGUGUGAAUCGAAAGAAAAUCUUGGUUUGAAUUUGUGAUAUCCUGUAUGACCCUGGUGAUUUUAUUUUAUUAUAUCGUAUCCUGGUCCCGUUCCGUGGUGUUCAGUUAAUAGUCUAACCCUGUGUUCCGUUGUGAUUUAUUUCUGAUUGGAUUGUCACUUGUUUUUUUGAUGUGACAGUGCUGCCAACAUCGUGUAGACCUAAUCAAUGACUGUGCCAAUUUCCGUGCCAAAUAUGGCGUUGUCCGAUGCUGGUGUGACUUUCAUCGUGUUAUAACUUCUAUUGGUGCCGUUAUUUAGUUAUGAAACGGUGAAAAAUACACAAAAUCAAAAUGGGACGACGACGCUGGAGAUUCAUCACUAUCGCUUCGUGCCUGCUGUUUAUAAUAAAAGACACACAGUGUCAAGAUGAAAACGACUUUUACUACACGCCGGUAGAACGAAGUUUUGCUCAAGUACAACCGCCUUUGUUUCCAAAUAGUCGACCCUCGACUUUCUUCGAUCACGGAGACAACUUUAGGGUUUCGUCAGCUGCACAACAGCCUUUAUAUAAUGAAGGGCAUAUCCGCUUUCCGAGCCCUAACUACAACCAAAAUCCUUCACCUUUUCAGUUGCCCACCGGCAGAAGUCAGUCCGGCACGCAAUAUUACAUAAAUCAACCUGAAAUAGGAACACCCCAACGACAAAGAUUCAGGCCAGCUUUACCGUUCAAUUACCAGUUGGUGCAUCCAGCUUCAACCAAAAGGCCUGAUGUCCCACAGCAAAUACAUUCUGUUGCAUACCAAAAUGAUCCAUCUAAACCAGAAACGUUCUUAGGUCAGAUAACCAUCAACAAUCCCGACAUCGACUACCUCCGAAAUAGUAAAUUUAAGAAUAUACCAUUUGAUGGUAACAGUUUAAAAAUUAACGGACAAAGUGGUCAUAUAUCUCAUGAUGAGGAUAUAGAUCAUGAUAAUCAAGAUCUCUUUGAUCAUCACAGGGUUACUACAUAUAAUCCUAGUAAAUUAGUUAGUAAACAAAGACUGAGUAACAGACCGAAUAACUCACGGUUCUCUUCUCUUGAUACAGCUUCUUUAAAUGAUAAAACGAAUUACCAAAGCACUCCUAAUAAAGUUGGAUUUAGUAACAAUAAACCCUCUGAUACUGACGCUAGUAUCUACCGUAGUUCUUCAACUGAAUACAAAGCUCUUCUUGAUAUAGAACCAUUACUUGAAGAUGAUAUAAGUGAUAUAAGUUCAUUUAGAGAAUUAAUGAAAAAUACACAGGGUUCCUUUGACGUUGAAGUCAUAAAAUCAAAUCAUAGUGACAUAGACUCAGAUCAAUCUGAUGAUAGUAAGCCUGAUGCUAGUUCUAUGAAUAUGAAUAAUAUUUCCAAACAAAAAACUUUCACUAAUGAAGGAUCUAGUACAACUGUAUCAUCUACUACUAAAGUGACAACCACAGAAAAAACUACAGAAGAAGAGCAUUCUCAUGAUGAUAUGAGUAGCGAUGAAAUUGAAGAUGAAGAAUAUGAAUACUACGAUGACACUGAAAGUCCAGAACUAAAACACACUACUGAAAUACCUCAUUCUACGGAACAUGCUACAGAUAUUUACGAUGAAUAUGAUUCUUCUGAAGAAGUUGAAAAUACUACGGAUGAAUCAAAAACUAAUUCAACAGAAAAGUUUGAUGUUUUGGUUAUGAAACCUGAGAAAACUAUGGUCCAAGAUGAUAAUUUCAAACAUUUCGUGGAUACUACAAUGAUCGAUCAAACGGAAAAUAUAACAACUAUAUCAAACACCGAAUCAUCCCUUUUUAAUGAAGAAAUCAGUUCAAUUGAAAUACCUUCAAUUCUUGGUCAAGAAGUUGUCUCUGUUGUUACUACAAAAAGCGUCGUGAAUGGAACAAUAUCUAUUCCUGAUGUUACUUUUGCUCCAACUACCGCAAAAGUCAAUGUUAAAGUUGACUUAUCACAACCCACAGAAGAGAAAUCAACUAAAGAGUCAUCAACAUCAGUAACUACCGAAAAUUGGAUAGUAGUAGCAUCAGUUCAAACAAGCAGAAGUGUUUCUGGUGCUCGCUUUUUACCAUUCCCAGCAGUAGGGCAGGAAGAAAAGAAACAAAUUUUGUCAGAUGAACAAGACGAUGAAGAAGAUGAAGAAGAACAUGAACCUGUUACCAAAAACCCUAAAUUUGAUGAUACCAAAAACAUCUCGAAGAGUUUAUCUUCAACGGAAAAUAUAAAUGAUAAAUUAGACAGUAUACAGUCUGAGUUGUCAAGUGAUGUACUAUCUGGUUCUUUAAAUAACGUCAACAAAAACAUCGAACUUAUAACAGAAUCUACUACUGAAUCUACUACGGAGUUGACCCCUUCUACAACAACCACUACAACUCCUUCUUCAUUAAAUGUAUUUACAUUAAAAAGCACGCAACUGCCUAAUAUUACUGAAAGAUCUUCCCCUGAUCCUCUGCCAGUGAUGAUAAAGAAAUUUACACCACGACCCUCAACAUCAACAACUACACCAAAACCAAAGAAAAAAUUAGUAACUGUAAUGGAUGAUUUAUCAGGAUUUUUACCACCUGGAUACAAACCAAGAUUGUCAUUUAAAGAUAAGCGCACAAGUACCACUACAACAACAACAACAACUACUACAACUACUACUACCAGAAAACCAGUGCUAUUAUUUGAUGAAACAAGUAUAAAUGAAACACAAGGCCGAUCGUCCGGUAUAAAUACUAAAAACAGAGUCAUCAUAUUAGAUGACAAGUCUUUGCUUCCUAAAGAAUACAAACCUAAACAACAUAAACAACAAGAAGAUCUCGUGAAAAAGUUUCAGAGAGAUGAUAUAAGCAAAUUGUUACCAGCAGGAUUCAAAACAACGUCUUCUGAAGCUCCUGAACACAAAGACACAACUAAAUCAAUUUUAGAAAAAGUGCAACAUGUCGAUAUUUCAUCAUUUUUACCAAAAGGUUAUAAUGAAAAUGCAUCUACGACUGAAAACUCGAAAUUAGUUCCCAAAGUUGUACCUGUUAGUGACAUAUCAGCAUUUUUGCCUCCAGGAUUUAAAAUUAAUUCCACUGAAAAAGAAACUAAUGAGGGUCCAAUAUUAACAAACGUUAAAAUUGCUGACUUAUCAAGUCUACUGCCACCUGGUUUCAAACUUAAUAAAAGUGAAGAAGAAAGUAGUGCAAGCACUAGCACAAGCACCACAAAAGCACCAGGAGGAAUUAAACUUGUAUUUCCCUCAAGACCAGGUGGUAGAAAAACUACUGCCAGACCCAACACAAGUAUAGGUCCAGCACCGGUAACUCCUAAGAUUCAAAAGGGUUGGCCCACAAGAGCAUCAACUGAGUUUACUGGUUGGCCAUCUCCGUCUACUACACCAUUUUCAAUAGAUAAGUUAUUGGAGGCACAAAGAAAUGCCACGGCAACAAGUCCAAUGCCAGACUUGAGCACAGAAUUAACGACUCGACGACAUACAACGACUACGACCACGACACCAGCACCACCACCACCGACCACUCCAGGCGUUUGCAGAAAAGAAUGUGAUAUUGCUGCAACUAUAAAGAUUGUUGCUGGAGCAAAAUGGGUUCCAGAAUUAUUAGACCGAAACACACAAGAAUGGCAAAGGCUAGCCAAUGAAGUGAAAGAUGAGCUUAAUUCUGUAUAUUCAAAAGCCAGCAAUUUAAAAAAGUGGUAUAAAAAUAUUCGAAUAGAUGGAUUUAGUCCUGGGUCAAUCUUAGUUGACUAUUUCAUUGAACUAAAUGAUGUCCAAGAGAGAGUUGAUACAAUAGAUUUGAAGAAAAUGUUCCACCGGUCACUUCAUGAUGCAAAACCAGGUUCCGUUGUUGAAGAAACCAAACCAGAAUCCACUGAUGAAUUUGAUCCAGACCAAAUGAUGGGUGAUCAACCAGAUGAAGAUAGAAUGAGAAAAAGUGACGAGAAGAUGACUAAAACAAUAGACAAAUCUGCCGGUAAAUUGGAAAUAGGAAAAUUUAUUAUGGAUCCGGCAUAUACUGAAUUUAUAGUUUUACCCAAACGUGAAGAACCAACUCCAGAAAUUGAACCUGAUGAAGAAUCAUUCUUGCCACAAUGGGGCAUCGCUGUUAUUGUUAUAGCACUAGCUUCGCUCUUAUUCGUUGUGAUAUUCGGCGUCACCGUGCUGGUGAAUCGACAAAAGAGUGCAAAAGCUAAACAGCCUAUACCACUUAGUGAAGAUAUGCUCCGAGAGCUAGACAAGAGUCAUAUGGGAGGAUUUGAUGAUAUGCAUCAGCUUAAAGAUAGAGAUCUACCCUAUCUUCCAUCUGGAAAGAGAUUAUCGACGGCUUUCAUUGAGCAGCUAGCAUACCCGAAUCCAGGAGACUCCUGGAGAUCAGAAUGGACACCGCAGUUGCAGAAGUACAUGCAACACUAUACACCAGACUCCGGUCGAGGGUCGCAGACAUACGGGCCUGUUGGAAAUGGAUACGGAUAUGGCGGAGGGUCGCAACUCUACGGUCAAACUGGGGGAGGUUCACAACUGUACGGGUACACAGGGGAAUACCCGCGCUCACACUACUCGCGCCGGCGAUCAGAAUACGAUAGCAACUUCUAGAAUACACAUCAUUAACUUCUAGAAUUCUCUGAGACUCGGCACACUUUUGACAAUAUCAUCUUUAUAACCACUUUAAUUAAUAUUCCGAAACUGUUCUGUCAUUUCAUAUUCGAUCAUCAACAUCUGUAACAGGUUGUGAGAAAUAUGUUCUAUUAAAUUAUAAUAAUCAAAUUUAAAUUGUAUAUCACAGAAUUUAUAUACGUAUUUUAUAUUGUUAGCAGUAAUAUUUACAGCAGCUUUUAGUCCGGCCUAUUUAGGACUACAGUGCCAACCCUAUUUUUUGCGUUUUGUAUUUAACAUAUAAUUAAAAAACAACCGACAACUGAAAUAGUUUUAAAAUUGAUAAAUUAUCUGCCAAAAUCUUUACUAUACGACUGAUUGUGAGAUGUAAAUAAUAUAUUAAGAGCUCACCAAUAUUAAUAUAAGGCAAGAUUAGAUUUAGGGAAUAGUAAGAGAGCCUACAUAAGCGUGAUAUUUCAUUAUUCAGAAGCAGAAAACCUCAUUAAUAUUCUCUAUAGUGUUUAAUAAUGCAAACAAAGGUGUAAAUAUUCAGCAUUUGAGAGAACCCCAAUAACAAAAUCGUUUUAUCGAGAUAUUGUGAGUCACGUACGAUGUUUAUGAACGAAGUAGACAUCAGAAGCAAAAGGGAAGAAAUCAUAAGGAUUUGCUGAAACGUACUAUUGUAAAUGAAACAUCGCGCUGUUGUAAAGAAAUCGCUUUAUAAAGUGUUUCUGUAGAUAUUUCUGCAUACCUAUAUUUGCUCAGGAUGUCGUGGAGCGUCAAUCGGCAACGUGUGUGCGUCAAACGCCUCUUUGUGCCAAGUGUUCGGUCGACGUAUUUGUAUAUAAUAAUAAAAUAUUUUCUCUGUAGAUGAUAUUUACAUAUAGGUGGUUGUAGUUAAGCGGCUGCUACAGAGUAACAUACGAAUUCGAAAAUGGAAAUUAUGUAUUCGAUUUAUGAAUGAUUUUAAAAUAUAUUUAAGUGUGAUGAGAGGAAUGUUUGCGAAUUAGAUAUUUUACGAGAUUGGCUUAUUAUGUAAAGUUUUUUGGAACGUUCUUUUGAAAUGAUUCCUUUUUGAAUUCGGAUGUGAUUCAUUAUAUAGAGUGUUACCUAAAUCUUAGGAAGAUCGUGUUCGUAGAGCUCCACGUGUGAAUUGUCGGUGAAGACGUCUCAUUAGAGACAUCAUAAUUUUUUUACGAAUUUAUCUUAGAAAAAGAAAUGUUAUUAAUCUUCAAUUCUAUUAUUAUACCCUGGUACGAACAUACAUUUACUAAUUUUUAUUAUUAGCUGUUAAGUAAAGAAUGCUCAUAAAAGUUAAUGUUCUUCCUCAAACGAUCAAAUUCGUCAUAGAUGUCCCAUUCGUUGUUGUAAAUUCCUGAAAUUAAUAUAAAAAAAGAUAAUUAUUAUUGUAUUUAACUACCAAUUAGAAUAAGCAUAGUUGCAUGAUAAUUCGUGUAUAUAAAAUCAAUUUUUGUACAUGUAGAUUUCUAAUUUAACUAUCAUAAUUAUAGUUAGUGACAAACUAAACGAUUAAG
Molecule: messenger RNA, 6299 nt
Organism: Diatraea saccharalis (sugarcane borer)
Lineage: Eukaryota; Metazoa; Arthropoda; Insecta; Lepidoptera; Crambidae
Source: the annotation of a GenBank genome assembly